Molecule: messenger RNA, 2832 nt
Organism: Leishmania braziliensis MHOM/BR/75/M2904
Lineage: Eukaryota; Euglenozoa; Kinetoplastea; Trypanosomatida; Trypanosomatidae
Exons: 1
Coding region: 1-2832 (943 amino acids)
Molecular function (GO): RNA binding
Source: RefSeq, a predicted model, not a curated record
AUGUCGCGCGUGCGCAUUCUCAAUCUACCAGCUGACUGCACAGAGGAACAGCUGAAGCAGCACCUCCUGCGCACGGCGCCGCGAGAUGCACCGCUGCUGGAGAUCACCGACGUGCAGUUCAUUCGCAGACCUGCCACGGCCCUGGACCGGGAUCACCACCACAAGCAGCGGCGGGGCUGCCUCAGCGCCGUAGCAGCGGCCAAGGCCCCCAAGAUGAUCCUCCGCAUGGCCUUUGUCGGCUUCCGCACCUCGGCAGCGGGACACUUUGUCGCUCAAUACUUCAACAGGUCCUUCUUCCGCAGUGCCUGCCUGAAAGUGGAGCUGGCAAAGGGGCUCAACGAGGUUGGCGUGACGCUGAAUCAGCUGCGCAAGCAGAAGAAGAAGGAAGAAGAGAAGAGCAACAACACAAACAAAGCCAAAUUGAGCUCUGGCGCCGCGGACGGCUCUCACGCCUCUGGACUCACCUCCUCCACAACGGCAGGUGAGCAGGCGACGACUCGCAAGCGUGCGCGCGACAAUGACCGCGAGGAUGGGAAGGACGGCGGUGACACUGGUAACACCACCGCAGACGACGACCUCGCACGCCGUCAACGCGAGUUUGUGGAGCUGCGAAGCAAAGCGACUGAGGGGCCAACCUGGGCAGCAGAGGUCCUCCUGGCCCCAGAUAACACGCCGACCGCUUCGAUGGGCAAAGAGGCGGAGAGGAAAUGCGCUAUGGACGAAAAGACGCAGCGGCAUCGUAGACGCCAGAAGGCCGAGGGGCAUGUCCCUGACGUCGGAAACACCGACGGCGAGAGCGAGGUCGAACAGGAGCGUUGGGCUUUGUCGAGGCAGCAGGCGCUGGGGGAGGUGAGCGACAUGGACUUCCUGGCCAGACUCGCUGGUGCCCCGACGCACAACGCGGUGGAUGCAGAAGAGACGGCGCGGCGAGAAGACGAUGCGGACGUCGGCGCCUCUGUGAGCGAAGAUGACGGCGACGGGAACAUCCCUGCCACUUCUACAAACACCGAUAGUUCUACGAAGUCGAAAGAGAAAGAGUUCGGCCAUGUCGCCACCGCCACAACACACGAGGCGCAGGAAGAAAUCGCGCGUGCAUCGCACCGCAUUCGCCUUGGCAACAUCCCGUACAUUGCCACCGAGGAACACCUGAAGCAGUUCGCCACCUCCCUCGUAGGGCCAGUGGAGGCGGUGCACAUCCCCCUCACCAAAGACACGCGGCAGAACAAAGGUGCCGCCUUCGUGCGCUUUUUCUCCGCUGAGGACGCGGUGCGAGCGCUUCGGUUGUGCCGCGGUGCCAUCCUCAUGGGUCGCCUCCUCCGUGUCAGUGCUGCCGAAGAGGACCCCCACAGCAAGCGCGUGAUGGAGCGAGAAGCUGCGCUUGCCUCCGCAGCAGCCGCUCAAGGCACGACCGAUGCGCUGAGCAGGGCGAAUCUUUCCGGAUCCUCGCAGUUCAAGAAGCAGCGCGAGGCGGAUCGCCGCGGCGGGGAGGCGGGCAAGGAGGGCGGAGGUGGACAAAUAACGUGGAACACCAUGUACAUGAACAGUCACGCCGCUGUGGAGACGGUAGCGCAGCGGCUUGGCGUGCGGUCGGAGGAUGUGGUUGGCGUCGGUGCCAAGGGUGCCGCUGUGCGCGCGGCCAUUGCAGAGGCGUACCUGGCGAGCGAAGUCCAGCACGUGCUGAGUGACGAAGGGAUUGCCUGUGAUGUGCUGGAGGGCGCCACGCAGAACCUGCUCAAGUCGAGGUCAAACACGACCAUCCUCGUAAAGAAUCUUCAGCUGAAGGAUGGAGGCGAUGCAGCAGAGCUCACAAAGUUGUUUGUGCGCUUUGGCGUGCUCGAGACGUCGGCCUUCCCGUCGGCCGGGACGUUUGCCCUGUUCCGCUUCACGCACCCGCAAGAUGCGCGUAUCGCCUUCAUGCGACUCUCCUAUAAACUUUUCAAGGCGGCGCCGCUGUUCCUCGAGUGGGCGCCGGUCGGGGCCCUGAUGGACGACGGCGAGGGCAGCAGUGCGGCGGCUACAGCUGCCGCGGACCUAGGGCUGGCGGUUGGACCAUCCAGCGAGAGCGGUGCGAACGCCGACACCGACGACGCUGCUGCCGCGGCGGUCGCCAACGCAGUGGUGUACACGUUGUUUCUGACCAACAUCCCCUUUCAAACAACCGAGGACGAGCUGCACGCCUUCCUGUUGGAUGCGUGCCCGCGACUAGCCCGCGCGCCAGAGACGCUCAUCAAGCGCCUCGUUCUCCAGCAGGUGCAAGGCCGCGCCUUUCUCACCGUGGCGGACCAGAGCACGCUCGCCUACUGUGUAUCGAAGAUCAACGGCAAGAUCCUGGCAGGUCGCACUCUGUCGUGCGUCGUCAGCAAGCAGACAACACAGCUGCUGCAACAGGCACGUGUGAUCGACACCACCUCGACAGCACAGGGCACUACCGGACAGUUCUCUGGAGCGAAUGCGCGCGAUGACAACGACGAUGAGGCAGACGCCACCAAGACCGCCGUCCUCGCUCGACGUCGCGGCGUCACCUCGAGCGCUGCGACGUCGUCGGAGGUGCCGCCAGGCAGCGACCCGCAGAAGCUCAUCGUCAAGAACCUCCCCUUCGAGGCGACCGAGAGGGACGUGCGCGAGCUCUUCUCCGCCUUCAGCGAGAUCCGCUCGGUGCGUGUGCCACGCAAGAGCCACACCUUCUCCUCUCAUCGCGAGAACAAUCAUCGUGGUUUUGCCUUCGUCGAGUUCCUCUCCGAGGUGGAGGCGGCACGUGCGCUGGAGACGCUCAAGUCGACACACCUCUACGGUCGGCACCUGGUGCUACAGUACGCAAAGCUUGACGGGUAG